Molecule: messenger RNA, 4606 nt
Organism: Drosophila rhopaloa
Lineage: Eukaryota; Metazoa; Arthropoda; Insecta; Diptera; Drosophilidae
Gene: Atet
Product: ATP-binding cassette sub-family G member 4
Exons: 7
Coding region: 725-3193 (822 amino acids)
Cellular component (GO): plasma membrane
Molecular function (GO): ATP binding; ABC-type transporter activity; ATP hydrolysis activity
Source: RefSeq, a predicted model, not a curated record
UCGUAGUUCGCGCUGCCUGAAUGUUGUUGCCUCAUCCGGUCGAGCGGUAUUUUGGGCAGGAAUCGAGUUCAAUCGGAACGGAUCGGAUCGCGCUGAAUAAAAACACGUUUAGCCCCGAAAAACGAUACACUUUGGCGUAUUCCCGAAACGCACAUUACCAUCUGGUAAUUCGUUCUCUUCCGUAGAAGCGUAGAAUCCCCAUCGCCCUCGCCCUUGGUUCGCAUUUGAAUAGCUGGCGUUGUUUGUUUGUUUGCUGUUUGCUGCCUCAACCAUAACAAAGAAGGCACGAGCACGGGUAUCUCUGCAUCAAGAAGCGCUCCGAGCGGGCCAAGUUCUUAUAAAGUAUAUAAAUGUGCGAGGGAGCGGGACUAUGAACUAUCUCUUCUGGCAGUGGCCAAAAAAGAUACAAUGCUAAUAAACCAAAAACACGUUUUAUGCCAUUUGUGUUUUGCUCUGCUCGGAAAAAACCCUCAUCCCAACCCAAAUCCAAAGAGCUGAACUGAGAGGGGAAACCACCUACAUUAUUCACGUACUUCCAAUGCAGAUGCCAAUCCUCAGUGUAUUCAAUUAAAUAGGAGCAUUCGAGAGUCACAAAUAUUGCAAUCACAAGCCAAGCUGAAAAGCCAAGCAUAAAUCGAUUAAGGCAAAUGCUGAUGCCCUAUGCCAAUUGCAUUUGCACCAAGAACUAAACGGACUCUCAAAGAAAACCCAACAAGUUAAAGCCAUGAAUGAGCUGCAGGCCUCCAGUGUCCCGCUGGUGGAUAAGUGCUCCUCCCACGCCGUCAUUCUGCCGGCGACCAAGAGCCCCAACAAGGUGUCCGAUUCGGCGGCCACCACAGCACCCAAUGCCGUGUUAUAUACAAGCGGCACCAUGUCCCUGUCUACACUCUCCACUGGAAGCAGCAACCCAAAUCCCAAACAGGAGCCAGUGCCGCUGCUCAACCAGCUGAAGUUGACCAACGACCUGAAGCAGACCAGUCACGGGUCCCAGAACAACCUUUGCAACGGCGGCUUGGGCAGCAACAACCAUGCCUUGGCCCCCAAGGUGGCCAACAACAGUGGCGGGAGUCCCAAUGGCCAGAAGAAAGGCACCAUCGCCCUGUCACAUCUGCCACAACGACCGCCGGUGGACAUCGAGUUCUGUGAUAUCUCCUACUCGGUCGCCGACGGCCACCUUCGGGGAUUCAAGACCAUCCUCAAGAGCGUCACGGGCAAGUUCCGGAAUGGCGAGAUCACAGCGAUCAUGGGACCCUCCGGAGCAGGAAAGAGCACGCUGAUGAAUAUCCUGGCCGGCUACAAGACAUCACAACUAAGUGGCUCUGUGCUGAUCAACAGCAAGGAACGGAACCUGCGACGCUUCCGCAAGCUCUCCUGCUACAUCAUGCAGGACGAUGUGCUGAUUGCCAACCUGACCGUUCGCGAGGCCAUGAUGGUGGCCGCCAACCUCAAGCUGGGCAAGAACAUGAUCAGCUACGCCAAGGUGGUGGUGGUCGAGGAGAUCCUCGAGACGAUUGGCCUGAAGGAGUCGGUGAACACGCUGACCUGCAACCUGUCCGGUGGCCAGAGGAAACGACUUUCGAUUGCCCUGGAACUGGUCAACAAUCCACCCGUGAUGUUCUUCGACGAACCCACCUCCGGACUGGACAGCUCAACCUGCUUCCAGCUCAUCUCGCUGCUGAGAUCACUGGCCCGAGGAGGACGCACCAUAGUCUGCACAAUUCACCAGCCGUCGGCGCGCCUCUUUGAGAAGUUCGAUCAUCUGUAUUUGCUGGCCCAAGGACAGUGUGUCUACGAGGGCAGGGUGAAGGGUCUGGUGCCGUACCUCUCAUCCCUUGGUUACGAAUGUCCUUCGUAUCACAAUCCCGCUGACUACGUCCUGGAAGUGGCCUCUGGGGAGUACGGGGAUGCGGUGCCCAAGUUGGUGGAGGCAGUGAAGAGUGGAGCUUGCAAGAAGUACUCGCACAAGGAUUAUGUAUUAACGUUGGCCCAAAGGAGUUGCAACAACGACAUCAUCAAGGGCAGUGGAAGUGGGGCGGAGAAUACGACAGCUACUUUGACACUGGAGGAUGAGAAGCCUCCAAUGGAAAACAAGCAGAUGGAACGCUCAAGUGUUGAGGAUCCCGCGGAGCUGAAACCACCGAAGCUGGAGACACAGCAGUCCCAGAACUCCGACUGCAGCGUGGUCAACAUGCCGACGACUGGUGUGGACGACAGUUGCAGCUUCAGCUCCUCAAAAGGCACCCACAAUGCAGUGGGUUCGGGUUCGGGCGGUCCCAGUGCCGUUGUGGGCUGCAUGACCUCGCUGCUGGAUUCCCACGAGAGCGUGGUCACGCUGCCCAGCAAGACGGGAUUCCCCACCAGCGGAUGGACUCAGUUCUGGAUCCUGCUCAAGCGCUCCUUUCGCACCAUCCUGCGGGACAAAAUGCUGACCCACAUGCGCCUCUUCUCCCACGUCAUUGUGGGAGCCAUCAUUGGGAUGAUCUACUACGAUGUGGGCAACGAGGCCAGCAAGAUUAUGAGCAACGCCGGUUGCAUCUUCUUCGUCUCCCUGUUCACCACCUUCACGGCAAUGAUGCCCACCAUCCUCACCUUUCCCACUGAAAUGUCGGUGUUCGUGAGGGAGCAUCUUAACUACUGGUACUCCCUGAAGGCCUUUUACUUUGCCAAGACCAUAGCGGACAUGCCGUUUCAGAUCGUCUUUUCCAGUGUCUACGUUCUGGUAGUGUACUACCUCACCUCGCAGCCGAUGGAAUUGGAACGGGUAUCCAUGUUUGUACUGAUCUGUGUGCUAAACUCUCUGGUGGCACAGUCGCUGGGACUGCUGAUCGGGGCGGGGAUGAAUAUCGAAACAGGCGUAUUCCUCGGUCCCGUGACAACUAUACCAACAAUAUUGUUCUCCGGAUUCUUUGUGAACUUUGACACCAUACCGGGCUAUCUGCAGUGGGUGACGUACGUCAGUUAUGUGCGCUACGGUUUCGAAGGUGCCAUGGUGGCCAUCUAUGGAAUGGAUCGGGCCAAGAUGCAGUGCAACCAAAUGUACUGUCACUUUCGGGUGCCCAAGAAGUUCCUCGAGGAGAUGUCCAUGGAUAACGCUCUGUUUUGGGUGGACGCCGUUGCCCUGAUCGGAAUCUUCUUUGCCCUGCGCAUCAUCGCUUAUUUCGUGCUGCGAUGGAAACUGCACAUGAUCCGCUAAGCGGACGGUUCGAGGGAUUUGUUCAUAGUUUAGGGUUAUCACUAUUAUCAUACGUUAGAGAUCACCUGUACAUAGAAAAGGCGCAAGGAUGGUUGGGGGAAAAUACGAAGGGCGGAUGGGAUCCCGGGAUAGCAGGAUUGUAGCUAGGCGUAGCUUUACCGCAUUCUUCAACUUAUCCCGUCGGGCUUUGUACGUUUAUACAGACAGACAUACACACUUACAGAAGCAUAAGCAUUGCAUCGGUAUCUAGGAGGGGAUUCUAAAUAUAUACCCAUGGAUAUAUAUACACACCCAUACAGUAGCUGUUCUGCAUACCAAAACAAAUGGAAUUUACAUAGAUCUAUAUAUAAAUAGGAAUACCCACAUAGAGCCCCACUUACAUACACACUUAAAUUGAGGUAUAAUUCUUGUGACCAAGCAGAAAAGAGUCUGAACUUAAGUAGGUUGAAAACAUAACAAAUUGUAGACAAGAUCCUUCAGAGCGCGAUCCAAAUCAAUGCAGAUUUCUCCCAACGUUCUUUACUCCGUCCCUUUGUUGAACUCUCAAAUUGUCUUUUUGCGAGAGAAGAAACCACAUUUUUCCACUUUUCGGUCACCUAAUUUUAACCCAGAAGGGAUCCAGCGUGCAAUCGAGCGGAAGUUGAGGCGAAUGUGGAAAGCGGAAACGGAAACGGAAACCAUUCCCUUGUGAUAGAAAGCGGUGCAGUCCGGGUUGGGAAAUCCAUUUCCCGGACAGGGGUGCUUGCAGUUAAGAAAAAAAAGAAGGGGACCUGGCCAACUGGUGAUAUAAAGCAAUUACUACUAUUACGAGCACGUGCGAAGGCGGUGGGAUGCAAUCGGAUUUGUGUUAGCUACGCGUAAUUGUGAUUAUUACAUUUUAAUUUAGUACAUGUUUAGUUUAAUUUUAUACGACUACAUUUAUCAUGCCAAAAUAAAUGCAAUUUUUAUUUAAGCCGCGCACUAUUUUUUUCCUAAACCCUCUUCCCAAUAAUUUUUAGUUCCCUCUUUGGUAUGCCAAAGUUAAAUACAAAGUAAAUCGAAGGAGAUACGGUAUUACGGGUGGUAUUACGCAUCGGUAUUUUUGGUGGGUUUCUAAGUGAUACGCUAAGCAAGUUUAACUCUGUUUGAACACAAAUCGGUGGCAACAUAUUCAGGCUCCUUUGAGGAGCAUACUGUAGCAUAUUGUCUAUUAAGCAAUCUAUUGAAGACGCCCCCGAAUAUAUCUGUUGUUUUUGGUGUAUUGUAUUUUUCAGUAGAUCGUAGCGCAUGUUACCCUGUACACUAAGGUUAAAGAAUGAUCAUUAUUGUACACAAAGCCAUAUUGAUUAAUCUGGUAGAGUAUUUUUAAUAAAGAACCCAAAUCAUCAUUAAGUCCCUAAGAGAAUGUGAGAAUAAACUUCUGAAAAUUGGAAA